GCGCGGGGGUCCCGCUGCGCCCCCAGGGCUCCUCCGCGGGCACGGCUCGGCGUGACCCGCUCUCCCUCCCGGCAGCGUCGGGGCUGGCGGAGAUGGGGGCACACUGGAUCCACGGCCCCUCGCCGGGGAAUCCCGUGUUCUGCCUGGCCUCCCGCUACGGCCUGCUGGGCCCGGAGGCCGCCCGCGAGGAGAACCAGCAGGUGGAGGCGGGGGGCCACCCCCCGAUGCCGUCCGUCACCUACGGCAGCUCGGGGAAGGUGCUGAACCCCAAGGCAGUGCGCGAAGCCCGCGACCUCUUCUACGCCCUCCUGGCCUCCACCCGCGCUUUCCAGGGCUCCAAGGAGCCUCCGUGGCCCAGCGUGGGCCAGUACGUGCGGGCAGAGAUCGCCCGGACGGUGCCCACCAUGGCGGGCGGCCAGGAGGAUGCCCGGCGGCUGCAGCUGGCCGUGCUCGCCGCCUGCCUCAAGCUGGAGUGCUGCAUCAGCGGGACGCACAGCAUGGACCUGGUGGGCCUGGAGCCCUUCGGGGAGUACGUGUCGCUGCCCGGCCUGGACUGCACCUUCCCAGGAGGCUACAGCAGCUUGGCCGAGCGCCUGCUCUCGGAUCUGCCCGAGGGCACCGUGCUGUUCAACAAGGCGGUGAGGACCAUCCACUGGCAAGGGUCCUUCCGAGAGGAAGGGGACGAUGGCAGGGUGUUCCCCGUGCGGGUGGAGUGCGAGGACGGAGACGUCUUCCUUGCCGACCACGUCAUCGUCACUGUCCCGCUGGGUUUCCUCAAGGAGCGCCACCAGGAGUUCUUCCAGCCCCCCCUUCCCGAGCGGAAAGCACGGGCCGUUCGCAGCCUGGGCUUCGGCACCAACAACAAGAUCUUCCUGGAGUUCGAGCAGCCCUUCUGGGAGCCCGAGCAGCAGCUCCUGGAAGUGGUGUGGGAGGACGAGUCGCCGCUGGAGGAGCCCGACGCUGACCUGGAGGCCAACUGGUUCAAGAAGCUCAUCGGAUUCGUGGUGCUGCAGCCGCCAGAGCAGCACGGCCACGUCCUGUGCGGCUUCAUCGCGGGGAAGGAGUCGGAGCACAUGGAGACGCUGAGCGACGCCGAGGUGCUGAGCGCCAUGACCCGCGUGCUGCGCACGAUGACAGGGAACCCCGACCUGCCCGCGCCCCGGAGCGUGCUCCGCUCCCGCUGGCACAGCGCUCCCUACACCCGCGGCUCCUACAGCUACGUGGCCGUCGGCAGCUCGGGGGACGACAUCGAUGUGCUGGCACAGCCCCUGCCCGAGGACCCCCGCGACCCCCGGCCCCUGCAGCUCCUCUUCGCCGGCGAGGCCACGCACCGCACCUUCUACUCCACCACCCACGGGGCGCUGCUCUCGGGGUGGCGGGAGGCCGAGCGGCUCAACCAGCUCUUCCAGGCGCCCGUGCCCGCGCCUCAGUCGUGAGGCAGCGAAAUAAACCGCGGUGCUUUGCC
Molecule: messenger RNA, 1465 nt
Organism: Passer montanus (Eurasian tree sparrow)
Lineage: Eukaryota; Metazoa; Chordata; Aves; Passeriformes; Passeridae
Gene: PAOX
Product: polyamine oxidase
Exons: 6
Coding region: 93-1436 (447 amino acids)
Molecular function (GO): polyamine oxidase activity
Source: RefSeq, a predicted model, not a curated record